This is a messenger RNA of Phragmites australis (common reed), 1502 nucleotides long. Its product is annotated as senescence-specific cysteine protease SAG39-like. Gene Ontology annotation, molecular function: cysteine-type endopeptidase activity. Gene Ontology annotation, cellular component: lysosome. Lineage: Eukaryota; Viridiplantae; Streptophyta; Magnoliopsida; Poales; Poaceae. The transcript is spliced from 2 exons. Bases 103 to 1143 code for a protein of 346 amino acids. The record is from RefSeq and is a predicted model, not a curated record.
UGCAUUGCAGGAAUUGGACAAGCAGCAGGUCACUUGAGCAAAGAAAAACAGCACUGCACAGUACACACCUGAGCUGCUGGGUGCACAGCACUUGAAGCAAGCAUGUCUGUGUCACCGUUGAUCCUCGCCGUUCUUGUCGUGGGCAGCGUUUGCACUGCUCCCCGCACUCUCGCCGCGCGCGAGCUGGCCGGGGAGGACGCCGCUGCCGACGCGGUCAUGGCGGCGCGGCACGAGAAGUGGAUGGCGCAGCACGGGCGCACGUACAAGGACGAGGCGGAGAAGGCGCGGCGGCUGGAGAUAUUCCGGGCCAACGCGAAGCUUAUUGACUCGUUUAACGCUGCAGGGGAGAACGGCCACCGGCUGGCCACGAACAGGUUCGCCGACCUCACCGACGAGGAGUUCCGGGCGGCCAGGACCGGGUACCGGCGCCCGCUGCCGGCUGCGGGGAGCGGCCGGUUCAGGUACGAGAACUUGAGCCUGGCCGACGCGCCGCAGAGCAUGGACUGGAGGAGGAUGGGCGCGGUCACCGGCGUCAAGGACCAAGGCUCCUGUGGUUGUUGCUGGGCGUUCUCGGCGGUGGCGGCGGUGGAAGGGUUGAACAAGAUCCGGACAGGGCGGCUGGUGUCGCUGUCGGAGCAGGAGCUGGUGGACUGCGACGUCUACGGCGACGACCAGGGCUGCGACGGCGGCCUCAUGGACAACGCCUUCAGCUUCAUCGCGGCCCGCGGCGGGCUGGCCUCCGAGUCCGCCUACCCGUACCGCGAAGAGGACGGGUCAUGCCGCUCGUCGGCCGCCGCCGUGCGGGCCGCGUCCAUCCGUGGCCACGAGGACGUCCCCGCCAACAACGAGGCCGCGCUCGCGGCGGCCGUGGCGCACCAGCCCGUGUCCGUGGCCAUCAACGGCGCCGACUACGUGUUCCGGUUCUACGACGGCGGCGUGCUGGGCGGGACCGGCUGCGACACGGAGCUGAACCACGCCAUCACGGCCGUCGGGUACGGCACGGCGAGCGACGGCACCAUGUACUGGGUGAUGAAGAACUCGUGGGGCACGUCGUGGGGCGAGGGCGGGUACGUGAGGAUCCGCCGCGGCGUCCGCGGGAAGGGCGUCUGCGGCCUCGCCAAGCUGCCGUCCUACCCGGUCUAGCUACUGUUUCAUCGAAUACAAGCGAUGCACGGGUGGUGUUCCGUUCGGUGCCCGCACGUGCCGCACAUGACACGUCACACGUGCAUGGCAGAUUCGACUAGGUAAGGCUAGACUAAUAUUCUAAAUUAAUAAUAGUAAUUAAGAUGUGUAUUGUACAUACUACAGCAGUACUACAGCAUCAUGUGUGUAGAUGGUUACUUCGUGGUGGUCGUCGACCCAUCACCCAUGCGUGAACAAGAACGCUCGGGUUUGAAUCGUACGUACAUGAUGGGUACGUGUAUUGUACUGUACAGAUUGGUUUGAAACCAGGGAAACUCCAUUAUGGACAUAAAUUGAAACCAGAUUGGCUUGUAUUGUAA